AUGUUUGCAGCUCUUGAGGUGCAUACCACAGAGACUCUUGCUGCUGGCCGAGCAGCUCUAGAUGAAUUUUCACAGACAUAUAUUUCGAAGUCCAAAUCCGAACUGAAGAAUUGGAAUUUCCCAAAGAUUCACCUGGCUACUCACCUUUUUGAUGACAUCAGGCGCAAAGGUGUUACCCAAAAUUUUAAUACGAAGCCAAACGAGAAAGCACAUCGACCACUGAAGAAAUCCUAUCAACUUCAGACGAAUUUCAAGGAUGUCGCAGAACAGGUUGGGUCUGCUAUCAUCUUUGAAUUGAGUUUAACCAUUGGAGCCUGGUGUCUACCUGGGUUUGUUAUCGACUAA
Molecule: messenger RNA, 345 nt
Organism: Suillus subalutaceus
Lineage: Eukaryota; Fungi; Basidiomycota; Agaricomycetes; Boletales; Suillaceae
Exons: 3
Coding region: 1-345 (114 amino acids)
Source: RefSeq, a predicted model, not a curated record